AUGGAUCUUCAGGAAUCUUUGGUAGAUGAUUCUUAUCUAGAACCUGAUGAGUAUGCGCGGUUGAACGGGUUAUCGAUCGACUCCCAGGCCCAAGUUUCUCUUUUACUUGACCAUUUCCAAAGGCAAAGCAAUCAUCUACUGGAUAAUAAAUCAGCCGAUGAUAACUCUCUUACUCAACUGCAUAUCCCGCGUCUUAUUUCUCAAGUCGAACAGCUUGAUGGUGUAUCCAGAGAAUCACUGGAACUAUUAAGUCAUGCUGCAUCGCUGGGACGCGAGAAUAGUCAUGCAUUUGAUUGUCCUAUCCCUGUGGACUUUUCGAAGUUGAAAUUGGAAUCUCCAUUGCUCCGAAGCGACCCUGAAUACGACUGCCGAGAACUUGUUAGGUCUAUGCAGCAGCUGCGACAAGCCAAGGUAGACCUAACAAGUGUGCCACUGGAGCCUCUUCGCAAAUCAAAUGAUGAGAGCUUAGAUUUUCCAGAGACAUCGUACCAAUAUAAGCAGAUACUUACCAAGGAAAUUCGUGAGGAAAAGAUAGAUAUCCCAAAAGAGGCUCUUAUCUAUCUUUCCCGCAUGCUGAAAGAUGUCUGGACAUCAGAAAACCAUGCAGAGUUAUUAAACAAAAUUUCUCAUCGAAGAGUUCUUCGAGAUCUAGCCCUUACACCUCCUCUUAGUCCGUAUCCACAGCACGAAGGUUAUUUCAUCCCCGAAGACGUAGCAUGCCAAGUUCCGUUGUCUUCAGAUACCAGCACGCUGCUUGAUGAUGAUUUGACCAAGGCCGAAGCGGAUCUACUACAAGAGGAUGACUAUCAUGCCGAUAUUCCCUCGCUCGUAGACCUCGAACCCCUAACUAUACCCCCAUCAGACGACUUCAAACUGCCAGACACGACGCGGCUAAAAAUUGACUCACUAAAAGUUGAAGGUCCCUUGACCCCAUUAAACUCAUUGCCCCCAUCAUCUGAAUUAGCUGUAGACAUGGCAGACCUCGCUAGGUGCGUGGAUAUCGAUCACGUACUCGACAAGCAACGAUCGGGUAUACCGGAUGCUAAGGGCGUAAAGGAUCCAAACGGUAUGUUCAGCGACGAUAUUAUGACUGCUCUUGUAGAAAAGGUUAAAUCUAUUAAGAGAAGUAUCGAGCAGGAAAAAUUACAGGUCGCGGAUGCGAUCGCUAGAAUAGAAAUUCCUACGAUGGAUUUCUCGAUUACUGACCCCGACUGGAAAGAAAUCUCGCUAGAUUCUGGGUUGCAACUGGAGUGGAUAGAAACGACAUGCGAAGCUUUUAACGCACCCUCAUGGCCGAAGGACCCUCAAGCAGAACGAGAGCUUCGUUGGUCCCCCUUUCCGUCUAAGAUGGGCCAUAUAUCUAUGAAUGAGAUAAUCAUAGAUGAUGGUAUUGCAGAAGUCUUGCUCAAUUUCUCGGGUCCUCUCGAAGUGCCAACAAGUGGGGACUAUGUCUGGAAACACCCAGGUCUGGCUAUCCUUCGGGAAUUGGAUGAUGAUGAUGAAGAGGAGCAGGAAUUACCUUACGUUUCAGGCGAGGAAAAGAACAUUGAGUCAUUGGUGAGAAAGAGGCGACUAGAACUCAACAACUCGUUAGAUUCAGCUUCGCCAGUCGAAGUAGUUCAUGCUCCUCAAGCCAUAGGAACAAAAUCAUAUCAAACUUCACUUGACGAGCAAGGUCAGAACUCUCACCUUCUCCUCGGUUGCAACGACAAUUCUGCUACAUCGACUCUACUUUCCAAUUACCUCGACUUUCAUACCGCAAAACGGCAAAAGAAUAUGAAAAGCUCCUUCUUCCCAACCUUUCCUAAACAAGUAGACGACGUCAAAACAAAGGUGGCUUUGAGUACCUCGACGAAAAGUCAACUGGAUGAAACAUUAGUAUCGAAACCAGAGCCAGAGAAGGAGCCGGUAGUUCCCACUCCUUGUCCUCCAUUACAACUAACCUUUACGCACACGAAGAUAAUAAAGGCGCUGACACUUGGACGAGGCGUGUUCUCCCGCCUCGAGAAAUCUCACCCGAAUAUUGAAAUAAUCGAACGUGAUUUCGAGCGCUGGAAUUCUUCAGCAUGGAAUCGUAAUUCAGUAUCUCGGUCGCCGAUCACGUCACCACUGGCCGCCGAAGCGGACGUAAUCGUCUCCCCCGCCACCGGAAUCGUGAUGAUUACAUUGCUCAGAGCUAUACAGAAACCACCUCCGGGUCAGAAGGGCCUUUCAAAGGUCCGAGAACGUAUCCGUAAUGUCGCGCUUCGGUACGAACGUCUCAUUAUCCUUGUAUCGGAAGGAAAUCGCGUUGAUGAGACAGCUCGGAAUCUUACGCCUGCAGAGUGUGCUGGCUAUGCCGAUUUUGUCGGCUUCGCUACUGGACUGGACACGAAUGUGCAGGUCUACUAUGUGGGAGGCGGCGAUGAUACACUCGUAAAAUGGCUGGUCUUCUUUCUAGUCCGCCAUGCACCAGACGUAGAAGCCUUGAAAGAUAUAAUCAUCCAAGAGGAGUCGCUAUGGGAGGUGUUCUUACGGCGGGCCGGUAUGAAUGCGUAUGCUGCACAGGCUAUACUCGGACAGCUCAAGGCCCCUGAUGAUAUCCCUGAAGAGCAGGCGGGCAAAUAUGGGCUUCCAGCCUUCAUCAAUAUGGCGCCAAAGGAGAGGGUCGAAGCGUUUCGAAAUCUGAUGGGUGGGGAAAGGGUGUUGAAUAGAGUCAAUGAAACUCUGGAGACUCAAUGGGGCUGA
Molecule: messenger RNA, 2727 nt
Organism: Daldinia loculata
Lineage: Eukaryota; Fungi; Ascomycota; Sordariomycetes; Xylariales; Hypoxylaceae
Exons: 2
Coding region: 1-2727 (908 amino acids)
Source: RefSeq, a predicted model, not a curated record